GACAAGAUGUGAGGAAUACAAGUUAACCGAAUCAGAGUUCAGGCGGUUUUGUGUUAACAAGGCUUAAUUUAACAACAGCAAGAAUACGACAGUCUAUAGCCAUGCAUAUAGCAUGCUAUGUUUUAAUCUAAUGACUAAUUUACGUCAUGGAAUUCCCUCAUAAGAUCAGCUAACUGUAGUGUCGCGUGGGCAUAAGGAUUUCUCGUUUCAUUCUGUUUCUGGGAAAAGUGGCUCACUUCCUGUCUGUGUAUGUCAGAUGAGGGUACAGUCUGACCUUUUCCUUGACCUUGUCAUGCAUCGUGCUUGACAAGUGAAUUCCAGACAGGUACUCCUUUGUUCUGUGCAACUUGUGUGUUUCCUGUGUUUGUGAUAUACAUAUACAUGAGUUCUUUGGUUGAGUCAGUAUCAGUCGCCGUCCUGCCAGCAAGUCGAAUGUUCAUGAUUUGGUUAAGCCUAGUCACCUGCAGGAUACCGUGGAAAAGAAGAAAAAAUACGAAGAGGUGUACGUGCAAAGAAGAUGGCGUGUUUGACGUUUUGUUACGUCUUCCUACUGGUCAACGUAAUUCCAUCUGUCCAGGCCGGCAGAGAUGCAGGGUUUGGGGUUGGAAACGUCACAAUACGUGAGGAUGCAUCUGUCGGCAGCACAGUCAAACACCUGCGAGACUUUCUUAACGUCGGCGGUGGCCUAAUGGAAGAGGAAAAUGGAACGUCGUGGUCAGUGAACAUCACAAGUGGCAACGAUCUUGGACGGUUUGAAGUUGUUGUUGAGAACUUGACGCUAAUCGUCGCAGCGCCGCUGGACUAUGAGUAUAACCCGCGGUACAACCUGUCCCUGGAGCUGAAAAAUACUGGAGACAACAGCGUUUGGCAUGUAAACCUCGCCAUCGUGAUCACGGACGUGUGGGGAUACCCGCCAUACUACAGCAAACAGUGUGAAACACCAGUUAUACCUGAUACUGGGACGGCUGAGAACUAUGUCGUACUGAGCAGUCAUAAUGGGCAUUACAAUGUCAAAAUUAAUAAUGGGAAAGAAGCACAGUACAACGACUUUUUUCCCUACUUUCGUCACAAAUCCCGCUAUGCUAUCAUUAACGACUGUUACUUUCGAUGGUGUUUCGCUCUGACCAUUAUGUGGAAUGAUUUGGACGCGCUUCGCCCGGCGCUUGAAGCGCCUCAGAAUGGAGGAAGAAUAGAGUUUAAAUGUCACGACAAAGAGUUGAGAAGUGUGGGCAAGUUUAUGUUUUUGGAUGUUUCGAAACAAAUGUUGCCUGAGUGGGCACAGGAUAGUCGGUGUAGCAUGACAGAAGGUGUUAAUUAUGUUGUAGUUGUGGAGAUGAAUGAUCUAAGGUCCACUUCGUCCUAUUGGACACAAUGUAGCGCUAACGUCACCUUUCACGACAAUACAUAUCCCGUUGAUUUCAUAUUUCAGUACGACAUUACAGGAUGUUCCGAGGGCAGGUACGGUCUGUACUGUGACAAGUACUGUGUUUGUAAGAACGGCGCCCGUUGUCAUGGCUUUAACGGUGCCUGUGAGUGCCGCCCGGGUUGGAGAGGGAGGGCCUGUGAUAUUCCCUGGCCUGAAGUUGUCAUCAUAGCGUCACCUGGCGAUUCAGUCGUGAAGUACAUCGGUACUAAUCUGACAUUGACCUGCCUGGCUCCACACAUCCAAGUUGCUAGUAUGACGUGGAUUCAUGAAGCGGAAAACUAUUACAAUGACACAAAAAUUAUUAAAGAAGCUUUAGGGGCGGUACAGAACAGUUCCAUCAACUUCCAGCCAGUCUCAGAAUCCGACAACGCUGGUUAUACUUGCGUGGUAAAAGCUGUAAAUGGUGAAGUAAUUAAUGCAAUUUUUACCCUCAACGCCACCAAAUGCCGACCUAACUAUCAUGGGGAAGGUUGCAGCCAAGUGUGUGACUGUGAGUACGGAGGGACGUGUGACAGGUGGGAGGGGUGUCUGUGUCCUCCUGGUCGUCGUGGAGACAGGUGUCAGCACGAGUGCGCACCUGGCACAUUCGGGAGGGACUGCAGACUGAGGUGUUACUGUGAAAACAACGCCUUGUGUGAUCCAGUCAAUGGCAGCUGUAUUUGCGCUGAAGGACAGUCAGGCGAGUUUUGUCAGAAUUCCUCAAGUCCUGAGAAGAACCAAGUCGUAGUUGUAGUGUUGUCGUCCGUUAUCCCGACUAUUGUUCUAAUCGCCUGCAUCAUUACUGGAGUCCUGGUGAAACGGAGUCGCCGACGCCAAAGAGCAGAACAGCCAACAGCGGACUUGGAAAUGACGCCAUUCAUAGAAAACCUUUCAUCAUGGGAAAUAGAUAAAGAGGACAUCCACCUUGAACACAUGAUCGGGGAGGGCGAGUUCGGCCAUGUCGUACGGGCAAGACUGCGCGUGCCUGAAGGCUACCAAGUUUUGGUUGCUGCCAAAAGUAUCCGGCCUGACCGCAUGACGGCGUCUGCUGUCCGCGACUUUCGCCGAGAAAUGGACAUUCUCGCGAGAAUCCACGAAGACAAAGAGGGGCACCCGAAUGUGGUGAAGUUUUACGGAGUUCUGACUAAAUCCGACCCACAGUACAUCCUGGUAGAGUAUGCAGCUAAUGAGGAACUGCGCCGGUAUCUGUGGGGUUUGAGAGAACAAUACAGGGUCACAGGGCAAAGGAAACUGUUAGAACGUCUCGGUUUCGCUUGUGACGUGGCCUGUGGGUUAGCAGAGCUGGCACGGCUGAAGAUCGUGCACCGAGACAUCGCAGCUCGUAACGUCGUCAUCAGUGACAGGAUGGUGGCUAAGAUCGCAGAUUUCGGACUAUCGCGUGACGUCUACGCGUCAUCGGCAUACAAACGCACGAACCAGGGCGGGGAGGAGGAGCUGUUACCGCUGAAGUGGAUGGCCGUGGAGUCGUUACGGGACGGGGUGUACACGUGUGAGAGUGACGUGUGGUCGUACGGCGUGCUGCUGUGGGAGAUCGCCAGUUUUGGGGAGGAGCCGCGCUACGCUGGAAGCCCCAUGCACCCGGACGUCUGCACACUGUUGGAGCUGCUGAAGAAAGGCGUCCGUCUGCGGCAGCCGGAGAACUGUCCGCUGCCGGUGUACCGCAUCAUCAGGUCCUGCUGGAUAGUAGACCCCUCCAAGCGGCCAACGCCUGAAGUGCUGCUGCAAAAGAUUGAGCAGUUGAGACCGCCGAGGCAUGCGGCCCACCUCGUUAAUCAUGGUAUGACAUGGCAGUGAAGCAUCUGCUAUUAACAGGCAAAGUCUCAUGGGCUGUGCUGAAUCUAAUGAGAAACAAACGUAUAAGGCUUUUUUUACAUAAGGCUAUUUUGAUUUGAUAUAUGCAUUCUACAACAUUGGUAUCAUCUUGCAAUUUUUUCUUUGCAACUUACGGUAUAUAUUUGCUCUUUUCGCAAAUGUUUUGUACGAUUUACAGUAUGGUUGUUAACUUGAGAACGGCCAAAAAUAUUUCCGCGAAUGGAUGUCAUUCCAUAUACCCAGUCAACAUGGCCUAAGGGCCUCAAUGUGGAGCAAAUUGUAUUUGAUUAAGCAGAAUACAAAGUACCUGUGAAACACAUACAAUCUGAGCGUGAUGUAGUAAUGCACAUUGCCAUAGCCUGGAUCCCAGCACUGUGAGGCGAAGAACCAUUAUAAUGUCCAUAAAAUGUCUUUGGUUAGCCGAACAAGGCUGGCAUUCCUGCUAAUUCAGCCAGAAGUUUUGAGACUAUUAUCAAUUGUCAGUGCCCAACAGUAGUAAUGACAGUAGUAACUUAGUACAGCGUAGUAUACGUAGUAGCAGUAGUACAGUCACUGUGGUACUGUAGUAGC
This is a messenger RNA of Branchiostoma belcheri (Belcher's lancelet), 3808 nucleotides long. Its product is annotated as putative wall-associated receptor kinase-like 11. Gene Ontology annotation, molecular function: ATP binding; calcium ion binding; transmembrane receptor protein tyrosine kinase activity. The coding region runs from base 518 to 3220 and encodes 900 amino acids. The transcript is spliced from 2 exons. Gene Ontology annotation, cellular component: signaling receptor complex; membrane. NCBI's taxonomy places the organism in Eukaryota, Metazoa, Chordata, Leptocardii, Amphioxiformes, Branchiostomatidae. The record is from RefSeq and is a predicted model, not a curated record. Gene Ontology annotation, biological process: protein phosphorylation; positive regulation of kinase activity; cell surface receptor protein tyrosine kinase signaling pathway.